This is a messenger RNA of Labeo rohita (rohu), 2576 nucleotides long. Its product is annotated as erythroid membrane-associated protein-like. The transcript is spliced from 6 exons. The annotation marks the transcript as partial. Lineage: Eukaryota; Metazoa; Chordata; Actinopteri; Cypriniformes; Cyprinidae. Gene Ontology annotation, molecular function: protein binding. The record is from RefSeq and is a predicted model, not a curated record.
UUUUAGGACGUCCUCCAGUGAUCACUGUAGAUGGGUUUGAUCAUUCAGGAGGUCUUCAUUUACAGUGUGAAUCUGAAGGUUGGUAUCCUGAACCUGAUCUUGAGUGGCUGAACAGUGAAGGAAUCAGUUUGAUUUCAGAAACUACAGAGACACACAGAAAUGAAGACGGAUUCAGAGUGAAACACACCAUCACUGUACAUCACAGAGACGACAAGAUUCACUGCAGAGUCAAAUUGAGACAUCACGUGCUGGAAACACAGAUUAUCACCACAAGUAAAAGGUUUAGUUCUUGGAGGACAUCAAUCAUCCUGAUUUCAGUUUUUGUUGUGCUCAGUGUGAUUGCUGGAAUACUGAUAGCUGUGUUUGUUCAUAAAAACAGAGAACACAGUCAAAUACAGGAUGAACACAGUCAACUAAAGAAUGAAGGCGGUCAACUACAGGAUGAACACAGUCAACUAAAGAAUGAAGACAGUCAGAUACAGAAGGAAAACAAUCAGCUACAGGAUGAGAAGAGGAAAAUACAACAAGAACGUGAUCAACUUUUGAAGACAAUUCUACCUAAAGCACUUACAUAUUUAAGAUCAUAUAAGGUGGAUGUGAUUCUGGAUGCUGAUACGGCUCAUCCAGGUCUCAUCGUGUCUGAUGAUGGGAAACAAGUGAGAUCUGGAAACAGACAAGUGAAAGGAGUGGAUAGAAACAAAGGCCGAUUUGAUGGAGAUCUUAGUGUUGUUGGGAAGGGUGGAUUCUCCUCAGGGUGUUUUUACUUUGAGGUGCAGGUGAAGGGACAAACUGAGUGGUGUUUAGGAGUGACCAGAGAAUCUGUUAACAGGAAAGGCUGGAUCAGUCUGAGUCCUGAGGAUGGAUACUGGAUUGUGGGAUGGAGAGAUAGAGAGUAUCAAGCUUGUGAUUCUUCUGCUUACUCUUUUUCUCUAAAUGUGAAUCCUCAGAGGGUCGGUGUGUUUGUGGAUUAUGAGAAGGGUCUCGUCUGCUUUAAUGAUGUGAAGUCCAUGUCUCAUAUCUACUCUUUCACUGAUCAAUCUUUUAAUGAGAAACUCUAUCCAUUUGUUAGUUUGGGGUAUAAGAGUAAUGUAAACUCCACACCACUGAUCAUCUGUGAUAAUUACUAAUGAGAUCAGUGAAUUUACAUGAUCAACUGUAAUAAAAGAAAAUGCAAUAAAAAUGGUAACAGCAAUAACUAGAUAGUUUGGUUUGAGAAAGCCAGCCUAAAGGCAAAACAAUCUAUCAGAUAGAUCGAUCGAUGGGGUUGCUAUAUGAUGGGGCACUCAGGGUGGUUGCUAAGAUACACAGGUAGUUUGCUAGGGUGUUGCUAUGCAGUUGCUAAGGUGUCCAGGUGGUUGCUAGGGUGUUGCUAUGCAGUUGUUAGGGUACUCAGGGUAGUUGCUAGGCUGUUGCUAUGUGGUUGCUAGAUUAUUGAGGCGGUUACUGUGGUGUUGCUAUGUGGUUGCUAGGGUACACAGAGCUAGGUUGGUUUGGAUGGUUGCUAGAGUGUUGCUAUGAAGUUGCUGGUAAGUAUCAUAGACGCUAUACAUAUUGAUUGUAAAGUUAAAGCUGUAGAUCAGGGUUCCUCAAAUCUUGUCCUGGAGUGUCGCUGUCCUGCACAGUUUAACUCUGACUCUGAUCAAACACACCUACACAAACUAAUCAAUGUCUUUAGGAUCACUAGAAAUCACAGGUAGGUGAACUUGAUCAUGGUUUGAGCUAAACAGUGCAGAGCAUCAGCCCUCCAGGAUCAGAUUUGGGGAACCCUGAUCUAGUUACAGUCAGCAGAAGAAGAAGAAUAUGUUUAAAUAGCAUUUUAGUAAGUCAGCUUUCUCAGUCCAAUUAAUCUCAAAUAUUAUUUACACUACCAGUCAAAAAUUUGGAUACAUAAGGGUAAUUAUCAAUUAUUUUGAUUUAAAAACUUCUGCUUAAAUGACUGAAAAGAAUUUAUAAAAGAAAAUAAAUUAUGCCUAUAUGACUUUCUUAAGACUGAUGCUUUAUUUUAACAAGAAUAAUGUUUUGAUCUGGAGCAGAAAAUGAAUGAAAACAUCAUGAAGAUCAUACAGUUACUGCUCCUUCUUCAAUAGUGUUUGUUGUUUGUUGAUGAAUGUUCCUCACUUUCAGUUGUUCACUUUCAUUUGAUUUUGAAUUUUGUAUUUCAUUGAAUUCUUUCCAACGCUGUUUUCAUGUCUGUACAAAAUAGAUACAAAAUAGACCUUUAGUGCCAAGCUCCUUAAAGGACUGUUAUAUACUGUAUACCCAGUUUUGUGUGCCUUGUGUUUUUGUUAUCAGGAUUUUACGUUGCAUUCAGCACUAUUUUGUUCAUGUCUCCUGUUCUUUUUGUAGUUCUUUUGUUGUAGUUUUCUUGUUGAUUAGUUUCCUGAUGUGUCUUGUUGUUAGUCUGUUUGCUCUUGUGUUCAUGUUUCCUGGGGUCUUUGUUGGUCUUGUCCAUCACUGAAUGUGCUGUAGGUUUCCUCAGUUCUGCACUUGUUUCUUGGUUUUUGUUCCAUGUUCUUGGUUUAUUGUUUGUGUAAUAAAUCCUGUAUUUAGUUUUUACUCUCCCUCAUCUCUGAAUG